Quercus lobata is the source of this 533-nucleotide messenger RNA. RefSeq names its product ras-related protein RABB1b-like. The transcript is spliced from 4 exons. The record is from RefSeq and is a predicted model, not a curated record. NCBI's taxonomy places the organism in Eukaryota, Viridiplantae, Streptophyta, Magnoliopsida, Fagales, Fagaceae. Bases 1 to 498 code for a protein of 165 amino acids. Gene Ontology annotation, molecular function: GTPase activity; GTP binding.
AUGAAUGAAGAUUCUAGAUACAUGCAUAGAACAGGUUGUAGAUGGGCAGUAUUAAGUUGGCUUAUGAGUAUGUUCAGUGAAGGUUGCAUUGAACAGAUUCAUAAGCCAUGGAACUUGGUUUUCUUUCAGGCAGGGCAAGAAUCUUUCCGGUCCAUCACUAGAUCUUACUACAGAGGAGUAGCUGGAGCACUUCUGGUAUAUGACAUAACCAGGAGAGAGACAUUUAAUCAUUUGGCAAGCUGGCUAGAGGAUGCUCAGCAGCAUGCUAAUCCCAACAUGUCAAUCAUGCUCAUAGGGAAAAAGAGUGAUCUUGCACAUUGGAGGGCUAUCAGCAAAGAGGAAGGGGAACAAUUUGCAAAGGAAAAUGGGCUUUUAUUCUUGGAGGCAUCCGCAAGAACAGCUCAAAAUGUUGAGGAGGCUUUCAUAAAGACUGCUGCAAAGAUCCUUCAGAAUAUUCAGGAGGGUGUAUUUGAUGUAUCUAAUGAGGUAACUGAAUAGUCAUUUUGUUGUAGAGAAACUUUAGGCUAUUGGGA